GUAAUCCAAGUAAAGAAGUUGCGGAGCUGUUGGGUGGUCUACAAAAGAAAAGGAGAAAUGCAAGGCUGGUUAUCUGGUGGCGCCGGGAUCGGCGAAGAGCAACCCAAGGCGGGAUCGUCUCUGUUGGCCAAAUGGAACUCGUACGCAGCUUCACGACACUCAGAAGAGGGAGGAACGAGUGGGUUUGGGUUCGACAUCGAGGCGCUGCAGUGAGGUCUGCUAAUGAUACCGUCACUGGCACCUUCAAUGUGUAACCAUCAUCUUUUUCUCCUUGAUCUUGGGAAAGUUUUGUAAUUCAUGUUUUUUUUUUUUCUUUUGGGUGUGGAUUGCCGAUUUUGAUUUUGGGUUGUCGAUUUUAUAUAAGUGAAUUUGAUGACAGGUGGUUGCUUUAUGGGACCUAGGGCGGCUCUAUGAUUUUGAGGGUUCUUUGCAAUACAGUGUCCUGUAUUUUUGCUAGUGAAAUUGAUUGUUUCAGAUUGCUGUUUGUCUACACCAACAUAGAAACAAUCUAUGUGGUAUUUGAUGAUAUAUGGGAAAAUGAGAUGGCUGAAUUGGCAAGCCAAGUAGGAUUAGUUUUGCUAGCAGCGUCGUUGUAUGAAUGUUCAGUUGUUGUUUACUUACUUAGUAGGUUUAGGGCUGUGUUUC
Molecule: messenger RNA, 645 nt
Organism: Rubroshorea leprosula
Lineage: Eukaryota; Viridiplantae; Streptophyta; Magnoliopsida; Malvales; Dipterocarpaceae
Source: the annotation of a GenBank genome assembly